Cladophialophora psammophila CBS 110553 is the source of this 939-nucleotide messenger RNA. RefSeq lists its product as uncharacterized. The record is from RefSeq and is a predicted model, not a curated record. Gene Ontology annotation, molecular function: hydro-lyase activity. The coding region runs from base 1 to 939 and encodes 312 amino acids. The transcript has a single exon. Lineage: Eukaryota; Fungi; Ascomycota; Eurotiomycetes; Chaetothyriales; Herpotrichiellaceae.
AUGACUUGGCCAGCCUUGCCGACUCGCGCUGCUUACUUGACUAUCAAAAAUGGAAAGCGUCGAAAUGCUCUGUCUCUCGCGGUUUUGCGAGAUCUACGAGAUCAACUGCACGCAUACAACAAAUCACCUGUUGACGGCCGAGUGAGGAUCCUGCCUCCCUUCAAACCGGAAAUACUCGCGGAGUUAGAGGCUGCUGCAAAGGACAGGAAUUGCGCAGCUGCACAAGAACAUGGAUGGCUUCUCGAUGUGGAAAAGUGGCAGGAGCAUCGAAAGGGACUACCCAAUGUCAUCGUGUUGCGCACUGAGGGACCCGUAUUUUCAUCAGGGCACGACUUGGGCGAACUACGACGAUUGAGCCAUGAUGAAGUUAAGGAGACAUUCGCGCUUUGCGCCGAAGUCAUGUCCUUGAUCAGGCGCUCUCCUGCACCGGUAAUCGGGGUUAUUCAGGGUCUAGCGACUGCUGCUGGGGCCCAGCUUGCUCUGACGACGGAUCUUCCAGUGGCUUGCGCUUCAACUCAAUUCCGGCUGCCCGGAGCAUCGUUAGGACUGCCUUGCACAUCUCCCUCCACAGCCGUCUCGCGAAGACUGGGGCAUGCAUUUACGUAUAGAAUGCUAGCUCUGGCCGAGCCAGUUCGGGCAGAUCAACUUCCAGGAGGGGCAGUUGAGGUGUUACCAGAUGAGGCAGCCCUAGAGAUGCGGGUGGCCCAAAUGGUUAGUCAGUUAUCAGAGAAGACGGCGGCACAGCCGCUGGCAUUAGGAAAAUGGGGAUAUUGGACACAAAUGGGAUUGUACGGGACCUCCUCUGCAUCCGGAGGGGAUGGCUACGAAGAUGCAGUGGCAUGGACUGGCAGACUUAUGGCUCUGCAUGCGAGAGCUGCCGAUGCUAGGGAAGGGAUAAAUUCCUUUUUCGAAAAGAGGCCGCCUGUGUGGAAGCUCUAA